UAAAUUUUGGUCUGAAAAAUGUCAAGUGAGGAUUCGAUUGGGACAUUUGAACGAGAUGCCGAAGAGGCAAUCCGCAGCUAUAAGGACAUAAGGCGUCUUCUCAUGGAGUCGAUGCGUGUCCUGGGCGGUGGUCCGGUGACGAAGAAUGGGCUUCUGAGGAUGCUGAGCAUGACCACCGGUCAGCAUCCGACGGCCUUGGCCCAGAACGUUGAUGACAUCAUCGAGGAACUCGUAUCAAGGGGGAAGUGGCUCAAGAGAGGCAAUAACUACUCGAUGAAGAAACGCAGAGCUUAAGAAACCCUCAAGGAAGCCAGCCCUCCUAAGAAUAUUCCUCCUAAGAAGUCAUACGAUUAUUAUUCGUGAUCGGGCGGAGUCAGAAGAAAGACGAAUCACCCUACGGCUUUAAGCAAAAGGUUUCAUACUUUUCAUAUUUAGGAGAUGGGAGUCAUGUGCCGAUGGAACUAUCGGCUGAGGUGGAUGGCAUUCAGACUAAGGAUAAAUUCUCAGUUCUAGGCAUCUUUUGGCGAGAACGUGUAAAAUCUGUUGUGUAUGUUUAAAAUAAAUUUUGGCCAGAAAGUA
Messenger RNA from Drosophila bipectinata, 579 nucleotides. RefSeq lists its product as uncharacterized. The record is from RefSeq and is a predicted model, not a curated record. NCBI's taxonomy places the organism in Eukaryota, Metazoa, Arthropoda, Insecta, Diptera, Drosophilidae.